CUGCGCACACUGCUGUCAAACGCGCUGACGGAGGCCGCCAAGAAAAAAGGCGGGAGUCGCCGGUCUCGAGCGGGGCAAAAUGGCGCGGGAGGAGAUGCUGGCGUUCACCCGGAGCCUCUUCCGAGGCCGCCCGGACCUCAGCACGCUGACGCACUCCAUCGUGCGGCGGAGGUUCUUGGCUCACGUGGGCCGCGACCACCUGGAACCCGACGAGAAGCAGGCGCUGAAGCGGCUGGUGGAGGAGGAGCUUCUGAAGACACAGGUGGAUGAAGCUGGCGGCAGGGAAGAGAAGCCAGACCUUGCCCAGAAGGUGAAGAGGUCUCCCAGCCCCUGUAGUGACCCGGAGCGAAAACGGCCUCGUUUCAACUCAGAGUCGGAGCCCAGCUCCGAGGCCUCCAGUCCCGAGUGCCUUGGCCCAGCUGCAAAGAAAAGGAUGACUGCAGUUGAGGCAAGUCUGAGGAGAGCUUCCGAGAGAGCAGGUGAGAGCAGCGAUGAGGAAGAAGAGCAGGAUGUCACUGCCAAGAUGGGAUCGGAGGAGGAGGGGAUGAUGAAGGACAGCAGUGAGGACAGCAGUGUCGAGGAGGGUUCUGCCAGAGCAAGUAAGGCCCAGAAGGGAGGAAGCAGCGAGGAAGAGGAAGAUGAGGAGAAACUGGAGCCCAAAGGCAGGAGCAGGAGCAGGAGCAGGAAGAAACCUGUGGCAAGAAGCAAGCCGGCAUCAGGCAAGGCCUCAGCUCGCCGGAAACAGGCCAGUGAGGAGGAGGAGGAAGAGGAACCAAUCCAGAGGACCAGGAAGGCAGGGAGAAAGAGUGGAGCUAGCCCCAGGGAAAGGGAGGACAGCGAGGAAGAGGAGGAGAAAGAGGAGAGGGAGGCAGAGGAUCGGACACCCAGAGUACAGAGCAAUGGAGGUGACAGGUCAGCUUGUGAGGAUACAGAGGCACCGGAGGAACAAGCGGGGACAGGCAGUGGGGACAGCAGCGGUGAAGAGCCAAAGAAUGACAGGGUUCAGAGCAAGGGCAGGAAAAGACAGAGUGGAAGCAGCGAGGACGACAGGGAAGACAGCCAGGGGAAGGCGACAUCUACUACUAAAGGGAAGACGGCCAAAGCGGGCAGGCUCAGCGGGGACAGCGACUCUGAGAGGGAGCUGAGUGACAGUGAGGCCGGGGAGAGUCCCAAAGGGGAGAGGAAGAACCGCUCCUCCAAGAAGAACUCCAAGAAAAGCAGGACGCGGAGCUCCUCUUCCUCCACAGACGGCAGUCCGGAGCCCAGAGGUGGGAAGGCUGGGUCUGGCCGCCGCGGGGAAGACCACCCGGCCGUGACGAGGCUCAAGCGCUACAUCCGGGCCUGUGGUGCCCACCGGAACUACAAGAAGCUGCUGGGCUCCUGCCGCUCGCACAAGGAGCGCCUGAGUGUGCUCCGGGCUGAGCUGGAAGCCCUGGGCAUGAAGGGUAACCCAUCCCUAGAGAAAUGCCGCGUCCUGAAGGAACAGCGGGAGGAAGCAGCUGAGGUGGCCUCCCUGGAUGUCACCAACAUCAUCCACUGUUCAGGCCGGCCGCGCAGGCGCACCGCAUGGAACCCUUCUGAAGCCACUCCGUCAGGGGAGCUGUACCGCCGGACCCUGGACUCAGAGGAAGAGCAACCCCGCCGGCCACCCCCAGACUGGUCCCACAUGCGCGGCAUCAUCAGCAGCGAUGGCGAGAGUAACUAAGCUCUCCCUGAGCCCCCUUUCACAUUGUAGAAAGUGUACAUAGCACCCCUGUCCCUACUCUGCCUGCACAGAAGUAACUUUCUUCAGAGAAGAAAGGGACACAAGUUGUGGGGAUCCUACUCAGUUUUACACUCAGUGGGAGGUAUUUACAGGGAUUAUUGUUCUUAUUAAAGGAGUGUUUAACUCAGCUUAUCAAAACUGGUCCCCUGCUCUUCCCCCGACAUGCUGGGCCAGGACAGAGGCUAGUUACUCUAUCUCCCUUUUAUCUCUCAAGUUCUCCAGAGAUCCCAGUCUUCAGACCCCAGGACCCAGUCUGCCAUCAGACUCCAGCCAAGAGGAGUAUGGCUCUGGCCUUCCUGGAGCUGUGGCUAGUAACCUAAUGUCGAAGUGGGAGGAGGAUGUAAGUGACACACCUUGGGAACGGCUGGUGUCUAGUUUCCUUUUUCUGGAAAGAGCCACUUAACCUGUGGGUCAACACUUGCAGCCUUCAAGGGCUGGGUAUGUGGCCUAGGGCUCUGCCUCCAGAGCACACCAGUGAGGUCACGCAGGGCCUGGCACUUCUCAAGGGACAGGUUAUCUGGGGCAGAAGAGGCUGGUGAUGCCCUCCCCAACAGGCCGGGCGCUCCAGGGUUCUUGCUGUUGAGGCUGUUGGUACAUGGAAGCGUGAACUGUCGGGCCCACAUGAGAAGGGAGCCUUCUGGGAGUGAUAGAGGCAUAAGCAAAGGUUAAGGGACCGGUGACACCUUAAAUCUCCAGCUUCAGGCAUUCUGAAGUCAUUAAAAUAAUGAAAGUUUUA
Molecule: messenger RNA, 2501 nt
Organism: Erinaceus europaeus (western European hedgehog)
Lineage: Eukaryota; Metazoa; Chordata; Mammalia; Eulipotyphla; Erinaceidae
Gene: HIRIP3
Product: HIRA interacting protein 3
Exons: 7
Coding region: 80-1705 (541 amino acids)
Cellular component (GO): nucleus
Source: RefSeq, a predicted model, not a curated record